Molecule: messenger RNA, 2627 nt
Organism: Caenorhabditis elegans
Lineage: Eukaryota; Metazoa; Nematoda; Chromadorea; Rhabditida; Rhabditidae
Gene: F53H2.3
Product: WW domain-containing protein
Exons: 6
Coding region: 1-1458 (485 amino acids)
Source: RefSeq, marked reviewed
AUGCGACAAAACGAGCCGCCAGGAAUGCCACGUGGCACAAAGACGCUGGCAUGGUUUAUGGAUCGUACGGGCAUUUUUGAGAAGCAGCAGCAGCAAAUGAUGCAAGUUAGGCGGAAUUCAUCGUCUGAUGACUCAAAAUCGACAACACCAUCGGCUCAGCAACAAUUUCAACAACAACAGCAACAGCAGCAAAAAAAGCAAAAACGAUAUCGAAAAACGUUGAGUCAACAGGGAACCACACGGAAAGAAGCAUUCGGUGGAAGUCAGGCUAUGAGUGAAAGUUCAGAAGAAGGCACAGCUAUUAUUUCCACUGCUCUGACGUCAUCAGGAGCCCCAAGCUGUGCCACACCAGGAAUUUCAGCCGCCACUACUACAGCUAACGGCAAUAAUAAUGAGGAAUAUUGGUUCUAUGACGUUGCAACUGAUGGAUAUUAUUACGAACAAAAUGGUGCAAAAGGAUGGAGGAGAAGGCAACCGAAUCAGGCGGUACAUAAAAGUGCUGGAAAAGAUUCGGAAGUAGCUCAUAUGAACGUGAAUGGACCCUCAAAAUACAACCAAUUGCUCGCCGCCCAGGCCGCCGCCGCUCAGGCCGCCUUCCUUCAACAGGCCUUCCAACUUCAGGCUCAACAGCAGGCUUCUCAGGCCCCACAAGGAGCCCACGCACCACCACCACCACAACAGCAGCAGCAGCCAACAAUGCGAUAUUAUGAUGCAAAUUCGGAUGGAUUCUUUUAUGAAAUGGCAUCAGUUGACGGGUGGAAGCGUCGGCAACCGAAUAAGCCUGUUUCAGCAUCGGUCCCCGCUGGAAUUACACGUCCUUAUAGCCAGAGGCCUGCUGCACAGCAAAUUCCACAAGAAGUUGCUGCUCCAUAUCAUCCAUCUACUGCUGCUCCAACAUCUGGAGCAUCCUCAUACGGAGCCGCCCUGGCACGUGGCCAAUUCCCCCGUAACACUGUUAAACACGACGAAAAAUGUGCACAAAAUGCUCAGCAGCAGCAGCCACGUGGUGAUUCUACGUCAUCAAGUCAGUGCGGGGACACAUUUGCCGAGCUCUUCAGCUCAUCGGAUCCCGUCUACAUUCCACGCCCGAGUGCUCUGAAUUUGGAGCAAAAAGCUGUGUCGCCGUCGGAAAACUCGACGGCAGCACUGUUUGACGCGGUUUUGGCCGAUUUUGGAGGCUUUAAGGCAACAUCAGCAAAUCUCAAUCCACUUCUACCAGGAAUAUCAUCAUCGCAAAGUCCGAUGAAAGGAGAAUCAUGGAAUUCGUUCCGAAGUUGCUCACUUUUCAGUCCAAUUAAGCCGUCGAAACGGGCUCCUCUGAGCUCCAACGGUCUACAGACACAGGCUUCUGCUGCUGCUAUGGAAGAUUUCGAUGAUGAUUCGACGAUGAAAAUGUUGAUUCAAGAUUUGGAUAAACUGUGGGCAAAUAGUCCGGUUUCAGGCCUAAAUCAGGCUUAAAUUUGGAUGAAAGCGGUGGAAAAUUGAAGUUUUUAGCUGAAAAUUCAAAUUUCCCGCCAAAUCCAAAUCCCCCGAUUUUUAGUACUAUAGAUCGCAAUUUGUCUGUAAUUUUUCUCGUUUUCCACCCACUCAUUUGAUUGUAUAUAUAGAUUUUUUUUUUGCAGUUUUUUUUCCACAAAAUUCCCAUUUUUCCCAUUAAUUUUAGACCACUGGUGGUGUUUUUUUUUUGUUUGAAAAUGUACUUUUCCUUCCCCUGAUAGCCACGUUCUAUUCCUCCCACCCUCGCAGCAGUAUUUUUUUCGAAUUUUUUGCAAUAUUUAGACCCCCCAUUUUUGGAUUUUUAUGGGCUUUUUGGGCUGAAAAUGGAGAGUUUUUGGCAAAAAUUGGAUUUUUAUGUGAAUUUCCGAGAAAUUUUAGUGAAAAAUCCUGAUUUUUCAAAUUAAAAAUCGACCUUUUUGCAGAAUUAUUUAAUUUUUAUCAUAAAAAAAAGACAAUUUUUGAGUUUGUCUGAAAAUUUCAGAAAUUUGAGCUCAAAUUGUAUAUUUUCUGGAACUUUUUCGAUUUUUGCUACGAAAAAAUUGAAUUUUUUUGAAAUUUUUGAAAAAUUUGAGCUGAAAAUUAGAAUUUCCUGAAUUUUCAACUUUUCCAUGAAAAAAUUGAAUUUUAGUAGAAUUUUUCAAAAAUUUGAGCUUAAAAUUGGAAUUUUUCUGAAUUUUCAAAUUUUCUAUGUAAAAAUUGAAUUUUUCUGGAAAAUUUCGAAUUUUCCAACCCAAAAACCUCAUAGAUCUGAAUCCUAGGAUAUUACUGUAGCAAAAGUAGACUCCGCCCACUUUUUCACAUAUUUUUUUUUGAAAAUUUUUUGAAUUCAACAUUCCCGUAGUCAGUAUCGCAAUUUUUUUUUCGAUUUUUUUCUUGUCCCCCUGUAAUUUGUAGACCCUAAUUUUCGCGUCACUGGCACUGUGCCAAAAUAUUCAUAUUACUGUAGUUUUUUGGUCCCUCAACACAAGUUUUCGUGUUUUCCACACACACAUCCGCCCACACACAAUUGAUACGUAGUCCGAGAAGCUUCAUAUUUCACUUUGCCCCUCUUUUUUUUUUGUCUGAAAAUAUUUUAUUUUUUGAGAUUUUCAGACGCAAAACUUUCAUUUAAAUGAACUAUUCUAGAAGAA